Molecule: messenger RNA, 1080 nt
Organism: Cladophialophora yegresii CBS 114405
Lineage: Eukaryota; Fungi; Ascomycota; Eurotiomycetes; Chaetothyriales; Herpotrichiellaceae
Exons: 1
Coding region: 1-1080 (359 amino acids)
Source: RefSeq, a predicted model, not a curated record
AUGCCGAACAAGAAGUCCAAGAAUGCCUCCAAGGCCCUGGGCAAGACCACGAUGCCGAGCACAGCGGCCGCCGCUUCUCAUGUCCCACGAAUCUCGCCUCUACCAAACACGUCUGAUGACUUCCGGAUUAAGAACGCCGAAGCGAAGAGCCUAAUAAUGGCGACCCUCGUCCCGGGCAGCGAAGCGUGGAGGAUUGCCGAACCCAUCGAACUGGCCUCCACGAUCAUGAAGACGCUGGAGGCGAGAUACGCGCCCAAGGACGCGGCCGGCAACCCUCUGCGCGGGAAGGAUCUUGUGGCAUGGACGGCCACCAACAAGAGCAAGAAUGAGCUGGUCGGCCUUCUUGGGCUGGAUAUCUACGACGGCGCAACCUCGACGGAGUUUAUUGAGGACUUCGUGGCCGGGAAGCCGAUGGACAAGUACAUGAAUCUGUAUAGAGAGAAGCUUGCAGUGGCACAGGCCAACAGGGCGAGACUGACGUCCAGUCGCCCGCCAGCAGCGGAUGACCCCAGGAAGACACCAGCCGCUUCGAUAUAUGCGGAUCCAUCGAAGACAGGGUGGGAUGAAAUGAGGCCUGUGUCUACUUCUCCACCAACCCAAUCAAUGACAUCACCUGCUCCUCAAGCUCCCAGUGCGUCCCAGUCGCAACCGCAAGCUCACCCUCCGUUGCAGUCUCCAGACGAAGAGGACCUCCCCAUCCCAGAGACAUUCCAUCUCCCGCCACAGCUUUCAACGUCCCCUCUCACAGCUGGCUCAAACUCCUCACGCUGGCAAGCUCAUCCUGUCAAACACGAGUCCUACCUCUCCGAACAGCAGGCGACUCUCUUUGCUCAUCACGACGUCGACCGCAAAAAGCAAAUCCAAGUCGCAGCCACAAAGGUUCUCAUGCAGAAACUCCCCACUCGCGAUUUGAGGCUCCUCUGGGCUGUGCUGUAUGGUGGGGAUGAUGCACCUUGGCCUGGGAGUUGUUCGAGCGUGAUUCCUGGAGUGACUAGUUUGCAAUGGGGAGGCAAGGAUUACGAGAUUGAUCACAAAACCUGUGUCUGGAGUUGGAAUAACAAGGCCGAAGAGAAGGGGUGA